GUAGUGAAAUUUUGGCAAUUUGGUUUUCCAUCCAGCAGUUUCCCCUCCUAUGCUGAUAUUCUCUCUCUCUCUCUCCGUCCCCGACCUCCAAAUCCAUCAUCCAUUCCUCGCCGGAAUUCUGUCAAUUUAGCUCUACGCCAUCUCUGAUCCCAUACGUCUACAUCGGAGAAGAGCAGCUCGCACCAAGCGUCCAAGCUCUCAACCUCGUGCGAUUUGAGGAGAAAUCCGGCAGUUGUUCCCGCGGCAUUCAGAUCGCCAUGGCUGCAACGGAGUCGGCCCGUCGGCGCGGGCAGAGGAAGGCAAAGGAAGCGGCCGUGGGCGCGGCCGCGAGGGCGCUGUUCUACCCGACGCUGCUGUACAACGUGGUUAGGAGCAAGGUCCAGGCCGAGUUCCGGUGGUGGGACGAGGUCGACCAGUUCAUUUUGCUUGGAGCUGUUCCAUUCCGUAAGGAUGUUCCACGCUUGCAGAAGCUUGGAGUACAUGGUGUUAUAACUCUAAAUGAACCAUUUGAGACUUUAGUGCCGUCAUCAAUGUAUCAGUCUCGUGGAAUCGAUCACCUUGUUAUACCUACAAGAGAUUAUAUGUUUGCUCCAUCACUUGUGGAUAUUAAUCAAGCUAUUGAUUUCAUUCAUAGAAAUACAUCCUGCGGUAGAAUGACAUAUAUUCACUGCAAAGCUGGGAGGGGACGGAGUACAACAAUUGUCUUGUGCUAUCUGGUGAAGUACAAGAAUAUGACACCUACUGCAGCAUUUGAGUAUGUGCGGUCUAAAAGGGCUAGAGUGCUUCUUACCCGUUCUCAGUGGAAGGUGGUUCAAGAAUUCAGUACAAAGGUCGUUGGAGCAGCAGCAUCUAAAACAGAGGACGUGGUACUCUCAACUGAAGAUGGCUCUGGCUCGCCAGGAGUUAUCAAAAAUAAUGCCAGCUUGUCUUCUGAUAAAACCACCCCGUUGAGGCCAAUGAUGAAGAUGCUGUCAUGUUUGCUUCCUUCUCCUGUGAGAUCUGGCAACUCGCUUUCCCACGCCGACCUGCACACAUGAUCCUAGCCUUGUGCUGGUCCUGAUCACAAGUGGUUUGUCAAUGUGGAACCGAAGCGAUUGCGUUGUCAGGAAGAUCUUCCUAAAAUGUGCAAGGGAUAGUUUCGCAUGUUGUUCAUCCUUUUUCUCAUGUGUUUCGUUUGGUUCUUGCUCAGUGCACACACAUCGUUUGGGGCAAAACUGUACAGUUUGCUUCCCUGGCCGCCCUUGUGUAAGUUUCAACAGAAUCGGGACUUCCAAUUUGUGCAGCAGGCGCUUAAACUUUCAGCGCCAAAACAUAUACAAGCCAUCAACAUUUAUUUUUGUUUUAGAAA
Molecule: messenger RNA, 1348 nt
Organism: Lolium rigidum
Lineage: Eukaryota; Viridiplantae; Streptophyta; Magnoliopsida; Poales; Poaceae
Product: phosphatidylglycerophosphate phosphatase PTPMT2-like
Exons: 6
Coding region: 258-1037 (259 amino acids)
Biological process (GO): protein dephosphorylation
Molecular function (GO): protein tyrosine/serine/threonine phosphatase activity; phosphatidylinositol-4,5-bisphosphate 5-phosphatase activity
Source: RefSeq, a predicted model, not a curated record